CUCGUCUUCUGCAAGUGCAGGGAAGUUGGAUCCCUUCGAUUUCCAACUUCAACGUGGCAUAUUAUUCAAGUUUUACAAAUUUUCACAGGUUGUGUUGAAAUAUCGUGAUCGAAUGAUCGUGAUAUCUCAAUCGUGAUGAUACAGAAAUUAUGAAACCUCCUGUCUUGACUGUCUAUUAGUCACUACCUAAUAUUAUCAAUCUCAGUUACUAUGGAAACCGCCAAUGCUGACAAAUUCACAAAAUUGGAAAUUUCAAAUCAUAAUGGGAGAAUUUUUAGGAAGAGCUGGAAUUUUCUUUGAUGAAGUAGAUAGAAUAUGCAUUUUGGAACCUGAAGUAUCCAAACUAACCAGUGAUCUGAAAGAAGAAUGUCAAAUAUAUAUAGAAAAGAUUGACGAAUUUCAAAAAAUCGUAAAUAAAUUUAUAGCAAUGGUUGAUCAAUUGGGUGAGGCAGUGGAAAGGAAGAAAAUAAAAGCAAUUGGAGCGCGAAAUAUCUUACAAAGUAUGGAAAAAGAAAAAGAGACUCAUCAUCAUCAAUUACAGGCCUUGAUUGCUGAAAAAUCUAUGGAGCUGGAACGACUGAAAAUUCACCUCAACUCAUUACAAAAAACAGAGAUGGAGCAGAACGAGGUGAUAAAUGAAUUAACACAUUGUUAAAAAAGUAUUUAUUAUUUCAACUUGAAUGCUAAAAUGAAGCAAGUAACUAUACUUAAUUUACAACAUUCUGAUUUUAUGAACCAUCAUAUUUCAAUGAAAAAGUAUGAUGUGCUUUUCUGUGAAAUGGUCAUUUGUCAAAAAUAUACAUGUUUCCUCUUAUUUAUGACAUAAAAAUCAGAAAUUCAAAUAGUUAAAUAUGGUUCAAUAAUACACAAUACAUUAACUAAAAUAAUUAUUACAUUCAACAUAAAAGUACCUACAUUUAUGAUACAAAACGACCAUUGACCACCACAGUUAUGUUCAACUGAAGGCACAUCGACCUGGUCUUUACAUAAAAAGAAAACGUGAUCAAAUAAUUUAAAGGUUGCUAUAAAAAUAAAAUUCAAUACAGCAUUUGCUCAAGAUUCCAUAUUACAUUCUGAGAGCAGAUUCAUAUGCAAGCUCUACAUGUCUUGUGUUAAUGCACAUUGCCAUCUGAUAGGCUGUAGAGUUGAAAAGCGCUGAG
Molecule: messenger RNA, 1160 nt
Organism: Phaedon cochleariae (mustard beetle)
Lineage: Eukaryota; Metazoa; Arthropoda; Insecta; Coleoptera; Chrysomelidae
Source: the annotation of a GenBank genome assembly